GCUUCUAUAAAAAUUUAAUGUCCCAUCUCUCGGUGGCUCCUCUUCUCGUCUCUCGCCAUUAAUGGUCUCGAUCUACAACUCCAUCAAUUCCACCGUCUUCUCUUCUCUUCUCCUCUCCUUCGCCCUUUUCGCCCGGAAACCCUAACCCUAAUUUGAGGUCCAGUAUCGGGAGGAUGGGCGAGGGCGCCGAGGUCGCACGGAGCUUCUGAUAUUGAGUUGCCGAGGUCUUCUUCGAGGACCUUCAUAACAAAAUGAGAAAUGUGGAACUGAAAUGUUCUUAUUCUUAAAGUCAAAGAAUGAGGAUGGAGACAGAAAAGGGAGGAUCGAAGAGCAGCGGCUUUUUCAAUCUGUUUGAUUGGAACAGGAAGUCUCGUAAGAAAUUGUUUUCCAGUGGGACCAAUUCAUCCGAGAUCUCAAAACAAGGAAAAAGAAGCGACAGUAAUUUGCCAACAACACAACUUCGUUUGAAUGAGGAGGACGAGAUCAUUGGAGUGUCAAGGGUGAAGGGAAGUAGUGACUACAGUUGUGCUUCAUCGGUAACUGAUGAAGAAGGGAAUGGGGUCAGGGCCCCAGGAGUUGUUGCUAGGCUUAUGGGUUUGGAUUCCUUGCCAACAUCUGGUGUUUCAGAACCCUUCUCCACUCCUUUUCUUGAUUCACGAUCGCUUAGAGACAACUGUAGUCUCAAAAGAAGUCCUGAAUUCUCCAUGAAUGAUCAAUUUAGCCAUGCACCACAUAAAGCCGAGGGCUAUUUUAGGAAGCAAGUAGAAUCACGGUCUCAAAAAAUGCCAAGCAGCCCAAUAGAGAGGUUUCAAAUGGAGAUGUUACCUCCAAGAUCAGCAAAGUCUCUUCCAAUAACCCACCACAAAUUGUUGUCACCAAUAAAAAAUCCAGCAUUCACUUCUGCUAAGAAUGCAGCUCAAAUAAUGGAGGCAGCAGCCAAGAUUCUCGAGCCAGGACUUCCAUCCAGUACAAGGGGCAAAGUUUCUUUAUUUGGGUCAUCUUCAAUUCCAUUGAAAGUUCGUGAUCCAAAGGAGAGCAUGGCAGCCUCUCAGAAGACAUCAAGAUUGCUGGAAUUAUCCAGAACACCUUUUCAGUCGACGGAUGUCAGUUUAUCUAGAGGACCAUCCCUGAAUAAGUCUUGCAAUGUUUCAGAGGAUAUUAUCAUAUUUAGGUCCUCUCCAGAUCCUUAUGAAAUUAAAACAGCUAGUACAACAGGUAAGGGUAAAUCCAUCUCUUUAGCUAUCCAAGCCAAGGUGAAUGUCCAACGAAGGGAAGGCUUAAGCACAUCCUGUAGGAACACGGUAAUCCAGAAAGAGCAUGAUGACUAUAAGCUAAACCAACCAUUUAUAAGCCAACCAAACAACCAAAAGAAUAAGCAGCAGAAAAAGCCAUCAACAGCCAAUGCUUCUGGGAUCCUGCGGCAAAAUAAUCAGAAGCAAAACUGCCCAUCCACCAAAGGCAAGUUAGCUUCGAAGCAAUCAAAUUCUAGUCAGCAGGGGAGAAAAAUUCUUUCUGGAGAUACUGGGAAGCACAGGACAGUAAAUAGGCUUUCUGGAAAUUUGAAAAGUGGAUACAAGAAGGAAGUUUUAGUGACUACUGAUGUUGAAAGGGAAGGCUCAUCGAGUAACAAGGAUUUCCCUAGAAAGAAAAGAUUGAUAGAGGGGAGCUUCAAAUCAGGGAAAAAUGAUUUCAUAGGUAGCAUGUCUGUGGAUAGAAAUGAGAAUGGUGUUCAAUCGAAUGUUGUGAUUGAUAAUCACUCGAGGUGGAAUGAAGAUAAGAGGAAUGCAAUGGAUGUUGUCUCCUUUACGUUCACAUCCCCCUUGACCAAACAAUUGCCUGGAUCUCAUUCUACCAUUCAGGUGGUUGAAAAGAAGGAUACAAGGAAUGGGUACUCUUUUGAUUCUUGCAGUGAAAAGAAUGCUUUAAAUGUCAAGAAUAAAAGAUUAGCAUCUCUAGGUUUGAAUGUUAUAAAUGGUGAUGCUUUGAGUCUUCUUUUAGAGCAGAAACUGAGAGAAUUGACAGCUGGGAUGGAGCCAUCCAGUAACUUUCUUAGAGGAGGGAGUUUUGCAUCUUCUGCUUCUGUAUUGCAAGAAUCAAAAUCUGCUUACAAUACUGAUUCAACGCUACAUCGGAAGGACUUUCUACUUAGGCCAGAUAAAGCUGAUGGCAUAUUUGAUUCUGAAUGUUCAUCAACUAAUGGUCAGAUAGCUGAAGAGGUGGAUUGUAGCAGCAGCAGUGGUGCCCGAAAGGAAUCAGACAACCAGCAUCGUAGUCCUCUUUCUAUAUUUGAUGCCUCCUUUUCCAAUCAAAGUUGCAACUCACCCGAGAGCACCGGCAGCACUGAUGGAAGCAAGAUUUGUUCAUCUUCUGUCCAAGCUCAAAAUGUUGCUUCCCUGAGUUGCUCCAGCAAAGUUCCAUCCAUGGAUGCUGAAAUGGAGCUAUCAGAUUCAGUCUCGUCUGCAUUUAUGGAUUUGGAUGCAUUAGAAAUUAGCAGCACUAAUCAUGCGAAAGUGAGCAGCCAGGAUUUGGAUUAUGUGAGGGAGAUAUUAUACAGCAGAGGUUUGUCAAAGGAUUUAAGCUCAUGCUAUCUAAAUGAUGCUGGUGAGAUCUUGGAUUCCCUUCUAUUUGAAAAGUUGGAGAACAAGAGAAGUAGGACCAUGCUCAAAGGGGAUGACAAGGAUGGUAGGGUGAAAAGGAAGGUCUUGUUUGAUUGCUUGAAUGAAUGCUUGGAAUCGAAGUGCAGCCGUUACUUCCGGGCAGGAUAUCAUGCAUGGACCAAAGGUUUGGCAGUUGUGGGGAAGGGUCUGGCAGAAGAGCUUUACGAGGAGCUUUUAGGGUGGAAGAGCAUGGGAGAUUCAAUGGUGGAUGAGCUUGUGGACAAAGACAUGAGUAUUCACUUGGGCAGAUGGGUGGAUUUUGAGAUUGAAGCAUUUGAAACAGGAGGAGAGCUUGAGGAAAAGAUACUAAGCUCCUUGGUUGAUGAAGUGGUUGCUGAUUUAUGCAUCAAAGGGCAGUCUGUGUUACUCUCCUCUCCAAUAUAAGUGGAUGUCACAUAUUGUUUCCCUUCUGUUUCAAUUUGUGCUUUAUGUCGGCAUCUUUUUCUUCCUUGAGUUAUGCCCAUCUUAAAAUGAGUAUAAAACGCUACAUUUUUGGUCCCAAUAAUCAUCAGUAGUAACUACUAAAUUACGGGAGAAAA
Molecule: messenger RNA, 3196 nt
Organism: Elaeis guineensis (African oil palm)
Lineage: Eukaryota; Viridiplantae; Streptophyta; Magnoliopsida; Arecales; Arecaceae
Source: RefSeq, a predicted model, not a curated record